Molecule: messenger RNA, 2022 nt
Organism: Naumovozyma dairenensis CBS 421
Lineage: Eukaryota; Fungi; Ascomycota; Saccharomycetes; Saccharomycetales; Saccharomycetaceae
Gene: FAT1
Product: long-chain fatty acid transporter FAT1
Exons: 1
Coding region: 1-2022 (673 amino acids)
Molecular function (GO): long-chain fatty acid-CoA ligase activity; long-chain fatty acid transmembrane transporter activity
Source: RefSeq, a predicted model, not a curated record
AUGAAUUUUGCACAAGUGCCUAUUUUCAUUAUUACAAGGAUAUUGAUUCUUCUCUCGAGAUUACUUCGCUUAAUAAUUUUACCUAUUAUUUAUUUAAUAACAUGGUUAUCUGGUGAUUAUUUCCAUAAACUCGAUGAAAGGCAUAGAAUUAAAGAGGAUUGGUAUAUUAUCCCUUAUUUCUUAAAAUCUGUGUUUUCCUAUUUCUUCACUGUUAGAAGACAUAGAUUUCAAACAUGGUACAUAUUUAUCAAACAAGUCGAGCUAAACGGUGAUCGCUUAGCCAUACGCUACGCUAAACCUCUAGCAAAGAAAGGUGAAUAUGAAUUGGAAAGUUUUACCUAUAAAGAAACUUAUGAUAUUGUUUUAAGGAUGUCUCAUAUCUUGACAUACAAAUAUAAUGUUAAAUCAGGUGACUAUGUUGCCUUAGAUUGUACCAAUAAACCAUUGUUUUUGUUUCUGUGGUUAUCAUGCUGGAACAUUGGUGCAAUUCCAGCAUUUUUAAAUUAUAACUCGGUUGGUAAACCUUUAGUUCAUUCACUGAAGAUCUCCGAUAUUACUCAAGUGUUUAUUGACCCAGAUGCAAGUGAACCGAUCAUGAAAUCAGAAGAAGAAAUUAAGAAUGAAUUACCAAACGUUAGGUUAAAUUAUUUAGACGAAAAUGAUCUCAUGUCGGUCAUAUUAAAUCCAUCAUCACCCACAUUCCUUCAAGAAGAUGAGCUUAGGUCACCAAAGGACUUGACGGAUUUCAAAGCUGCAAUGUUGAUUUAUACUUCGGGUACGACAGGUCUCCCCAAAUCAGCCAUCAUGUCGUGGAGAAAAGCCGCAAUUGGUUGUCAACUAUUUGGCUACGUGCUACAUAUGAAUAAUGAGAGUGUUGUUUUUACAGGGAUGCCAUUAUUCCAUUCCACUGCAGCUUUAUUGGGGGUUUGUGCUGUAUUAUCGCAAGGUGGUUGUAUUGCGGUUGCAAAUAAAUUCUCUGCAACAAACUUCUGGAAACAAGCUUAUCUGACAGAGGCAACACAUAUACAAUAUGUCGGGGAAGUUUGUAGAUAUUUACUUCACACUCCAGUUUCGAAGUACGAAUCAAUACACAGAGUAAAAGUUGCAUAUGGUAAUGGGUUAAGGCCUGAUAUUUGGCAAGCGUUUAGGGAAAGAUUUAAUAUUGAAGUUAUUGGCGAAUUUUACGCUGCAACAGAGGCACCAUUUGCUACAACCAGUUUCCAAAAAGGGACUUUUGGUGUGGGUGCAUGUAGAAACUACGGUACGAUUAUUCAGUGGUUUUUAUCAUUCCAACAAACUUUAGUGAAGAUGGAUCCUAAUGAUGACACUGUUGUUUAUAGAAAUAAGAAAGGAUUUUGUGAAGUAGCCCCAAUUGGAGAACCAGGUGAAAUGUUAAUGAGAAUUUUUUUCCCAAGAAAGCCAGAGACUUCAUUCCAAGGAUAUUUAGGAAAUGAAAUGGAGACUAAAUCGAAGGUUUUACGUAAUGUAUUUAGAAAUGGUGAUGCAUGGUAUAGAUGUGGUGACUUACUGAAGGCAGACAAAUAUGGGUUAUGGUAUUUUAUUGAUAGAAUGGGGGACACCUUUAGGUGGAAAUCAGAAAACGUUUCUACUACAGAAGUUGAAGAUCAAAUUUCAGCCGCAAAUCCAGAAAAAAUAUCACAAGUUGUUGUUGUUGGUAUUAAAGUUCCAAAAUAUGAAGGUAGAGCUGGAUUCGCGGUGAUUAAGUUACAUGCAGAUGUUGAUCAAAUUUCAGAUCAAGAAAAGAUAAACAUAUUAAAUAAAACAUUGGCUGGUCUUCAAGAAUCCCUUCCAAAAUAUGCUCUACCACUAUUUGUUAAAUUCGUUAAUGAAAUUCUAAUGACAGACAAUCAUAAAGUUUUGAAGAAAUUAUACAGGGAACAGGAACUUCCAUCCGGAUCAGACAGUAAAGAAACCCUCUUUUGGUUAAGUGGUUAUAGAGAAUACAAACUUUUGACGAAAGAGGAUUGGUAUGGAAUUGAAAAUCAAACAAUUAAAUUAUAG